This is a messenger RNA of Gaeumannomyces tritici R3-111a-1, 793 nucleotides long. RefSeq lists its product as hypothetical. The record is from RefSeq and is a predicted model, not a curated record. The coding region runs from base 160 to 615 and encodes 151 amino acids. The transcript is spliced from 2 exons. NCBI's taxonomy places the organism in Eukaryota, Fungi, Ascomycota, Sordariomycetes, Magnaporthales, Magnaporthaceae.
GGAUGGGAUAUAAAUGUCCAGACUGUCCCUCGCCAUCUUGUCAGAAAAAAAAACCCUUUCCUCAGCAGCAGCAGCAGCCCAACACAACACUCGCUCUUCAUCCCUCGCCUUACAACAAUAAUACCAACAAUAAUAUCAACAAUCCCUAAAACCGCAACCAUGAAGUUCUCCGUCAUCGCUGCCGCCGCCUCCCUCGUGGCGGUCGGGUCUUGCGGAAAGGCCAUCGUCAAGAACAACUGCGACGCCACCGUCUUCGUGCAGUCGUUCCCGUACAGCGGAGGCCAGGGCGCCCAGACGGCCCUGAGGAAGGGCGAGACCUGGAGCGAGGACAUGAUCGCCGCGGGCUCGACCGUCAAGAUCGCCAAGACCAGGGCCCUUUCGGACCCGCUGUUCUUCGGCUACUCGUCGUCCAAGAACCCGAACUACGCCUACUACGAGUUCAGCACCCAGUGGGGCAACCCCUUCUCCGGUAACCGCAACAUCCUCAGCCCUGGCGACGGCUGCGAGCAGUUCGACUGCGCCGCCAACCAGGCCGACUGCUACAGCACCCCCGUGCACAAGAAGGUCUUUGGCUGCCCCGAGCCCGUCGACGUCACCGCCACCCUCUGCGCUUAAGCUUCUUGCCCCCACCCAGCGACCCCAGCCGCCGCGGUGGUUUACGACCUUUCCAUAGCCAUGCCCAUCACGAAUACGCUUUAAUAAAUCAUGAUAGAGGACGUAACAUACUCGUUCGUUGUGCUAUGUAUUUGUUCCCAAGUGAGGAGCGAUGUUAGGUGGUAUGCUUUGAUCAAUU